This is a messenger RNA of Phytomonas sp. EM1, 1057 nucleotides long. The record is from the annotation of a GenBank genome assembly. Lineage: Eukaryota; Euglenozoa; Kinetoplastea; Trypanosomatida; Trypanosomatidae.
GUUUCGACACUAUGAUUAAUGAGGCCUGUUGAUGUGGAAAAGUUCUGGACAUACUGUGCAAAAGUUGGAGUGGUGAGUAAGAAACUAUCGUUUCGCACGUCAUCACCACCUUGGGGUCCAGUCUCGGUGUUUGUGGAUGAGCCUGUAGCCUAUGGUAGCCCCAUUGUGGUUGUUCCCUAUCAAGCUGUUCUAAACUGUCAAACAAUACGAGGCAACCGCGUCCCGUGGAGCCUCCCUACGUUCUACAAAAUGUUCCAGUUUCUGACUAGGAGAGGUCGAAUGGAUUCUGAAACAGCACAGUGCCUAUGGCUUGCGUCAUAUUUAGCUACCCAUCAUAAAAAUAUGUCCUCUUCGAAACCUUUGGCUCCAUUACUUUCCUUUGGUUUAAAAACUGAGUUAUCAUCGCUCUUUACACCCGAGUUUGCCACUUCCUGCCCUUUUGUCGUAGAAGCUCGGGACGAUGCAUCACUUUGUCGUAUGGACCGUUUAGCCACAUUUCACGUUCACCUUGCACACACCAUGAUUCAGUUUCACAGAAGACGUAAAGGUAUAUCUUCUGCGUAUGAACCCACAUUGCAUCAGCUUAGUUUAGCGUACCGAACCGUUAUCAAGCACUCUCUACCCCUUCCUAUCAAUUGUGAGCCCUCAACCCCUGCGGAGCUGGCAGAGUUCAUGGAGGCUACCCCGGAUUUGACUAUAUUGCCUUCCCUCGUUCCUGUGGUGGAUUUAAUUAGACCUGUUCAAAAUGCGAAUAACGAUAGUACUGGAGUCGAAGCCAACUCUGCAAUUUUUACCUGUAUACAAUCCGACUUCGAAUCACCCGUUACGCGACGCCGAAUUGUCUUCGAAACAACACCGCUUUCUUCACGAAGAGUAGCAGUAAUUGCUACUAAAAAUUUAAAGAAAGAUGAUGAAGUCAUUCUGGGUAUUGAGUAGAGGUCUUUUCGAGACAACAAGAAUAGCAACGAGAAGUUUUCACACAUACACACACACGCAUAUAUAUGUAUAUAUAUAUAUAUAUAUAUAUAUGCAUGAGUAAAAAAAUGGAAUCAUAAAG